Messenger RNA from Oxyura jamaicensis (ruddy duck), 672 nucleotides. RefSeq names its product ciliary neurotrophic factor receptor subunit alpha-like. The transcript has 5 exons. The annotation marks the transcript as partial. Lineage: Eukaryota; Metazoa; Chordata; Aves; Anseriformes; Anatidae. The record is from RefSeq and is a predicted model, not a curated record. Gene Ontology annotation, molecular function: protein binding.
CGGGGCUGCGGCUUCCCGCGCCGGGCGCUGGCGGAGCCUCUGGCCCUGUGGCGGUCCCUUUGCUGCGGCGUCCCGACAUGAGGUGGCUUUGGGUGGUGGCUUUUGUGGCACCCGCCUGCGCUGCUCCCUACCUGGCAGGGGACACCGGGGACGGAGGCCCCUGUGCCCUGCAGCACGGCGUCCUGGGCACGGAGGUGCUGCUGCGGUGCCCGGCUGCCGCGGGGCGGCCCGCCAAGUGGCGCCGGGGGGGGACAGCCCUAGGGACGUAUCCUGCCCCGGGGCUGGCCCUCCCCAACGCCAGCCUGGCCCAUGAGGGCCACUACAGCUGCCACCACCCCGGCACCGGUGAGACCUGGGCCAGAAUCUGCCUGCGGCUGGGCUAUCCCCCCGCGCUGCCCGCCGUGGAGUGCUGGGCCAUCAGCUACCCGCAGGCUGUCAACUGCUCCUGGCUCCUUGCCCCCGAGCCGCUGCUGGACACCGACUUCGUGGCCACCUACAGGCACGGCGUGUGGGGGGCGGCGGGGAGCAACGAGUGCGUCCCCACGGGGCCGCGGAGCUGCUCCUUCGGGGACCUGCAGAUGUUCUCCCUCACCCCCUACGUGCUGAACGUGACGGCCACCAACGCGCUGGGCACCGCCUCGAGCCUCCUGCCUUUCCUGGUGGAGAACAUCA